Messenger RNA from Trichophyton benhamiae CBS 112371, 1668 nucleotides. RefSeq lists its product as uncharacterized. Lineage: Eukaryota; Fungi; Ascomycota; Eurotiomycetes; Onygenales; Arthrodermataceae. The coding region runs from base 1 to 1668 and encodes 555 amino acids. The transcript is spliced from 2 exons. The record is from RefSeq and is a predicted model, not a curated record.
AUGGAUGGAAAGGCUCCAUUCCUCCCGUUUAUAUCCCGGUUCUCUCAGACGGCAGCUCCAGCUACCACACGACAGACCCUACGCAUAGGCAAUAUCCAAUGGAAUAUACUAGGCUCUGCUACGUUGCUAACUCCAAACCCAUCUGCAGUGGUAUGUACUACCCGUGCACUCUUCGUUUUCUUUGUGCCUAAUGAUAAGCAGACCCCGGAUAGUAUUCUAUCAAAACUCCCCUCAUUCAGCUCCCAACUCCAUCCCGACAGCCAUGUUCCUCUCCUCCUCGUUACACCAGCAUUUGCCCAAUGGCUAGAAAAAGAUCAUACAUUCAUCCCGAAGUUACUACAUCACUGCUUCCGAGAAGCUGCUGCAGCCGAGAACCUCGAAAUAUGCUCAGUGGAAGCGGUUGUGGAUAAACUACCUGUCCCUACCAACAUUAAACAUAAUGGUAUGGAAGGACUGUCGCUGGCGAUUGUCAACUGGGGCGCUAUAUCGGGAAAACUAGUGCCUCAAAGAGGCAUCGAGAAUAUCUCCCCUUCUCAUAUUGAGCCGAAGCUCUCGAUUUCUAUCCGCGACCCGUCAACAAGUACGGAGCUUGAAGUUGGAAUGCCCAUGGCCAACACGCUUUUCACCACUGGUAGGCCGUAUACAAUGCAUGCAUCGAGAUGGAAGUCUACAGAGUCUAUUGAAGAUGUUCCUCGGAUUACGGAUAGACGUGACAUUCGGACAUGUAGGGUUGAACUACGGACGAAGUCAACGCUCAAGUCUCUUGACGCACCGUUGCAUCCUGUCACCGAGCCCAGGAUAGUCGCAGAAUGUAUGGGUAAUAUACUCAAGACUGUUUCCAAGGAGUCGAGUUUAAAGAACGAUGUCCCAGCAUCUGCAGAGCUAGAAAAGGCUAUACCACAGUAUAUUCAAGACCACAAACUCGAGAGUCAGAGACUAGCUGUGUGGGCUAUGGUGACGCCUAAGAGCAUAGCGCGAACCCAUAUUGGAUCUCCAUCUGGCAGCAGCAUUGAUAUAUCGGCUUCCCUGAAAAGGGGUUCACGACUUUACCGUGUGAUGAGCGGUGGAGGUGGAUGGGGCAAGAAGAAAGGCCUGCUCUCUCUUGAUCCCGAGUACUCAUAUGACGACGAGGAGCCAAUAUCCAAUCUUGUCUCUAUACACGAAAUAUUCGACGAGGAUGUUUCUGAGAAGCAUAGUGACGAUGCCAUUCUGUUCAACGUGCUGGAGAACACACCUAAAUUCACAGACGUUGACGGAUUGAUGAUGAGUCCAUUACGGGAGGUUGUGACGACCGGCGACAUCGUGCAGUUCUUUGUUGCUUCUUUGGAUAAUAAGCUAGCCAAGGCAACUUUGCAAUCGGAGUCUUCGGCCAUGCAUAAAGACACUGCAAAAGACACUACUGUUUUGGACUUCUCUGUCCUACCUGCUCCUACUGACGCUCCUGCCUCGUUGCCCAGCGAGAUGCUUCAGAAUGGUUCUAAGAAGCUAGAUGACAUUAUUGUCGAGGCUAAUAAGUUCGGAGCUUCCUCCGAGAAAUCUAUGGUCUAUGCUAGGACAGCGGGUGAUUUGACGGGAGAUCGGGUCCAAGCCUCAGGCACCAAAAUUGACACCCCUGGUGCGAGGCUGGUAGUUGAAAUACCGUCUGAAGAGCCUUUCUUUAGAAUGUAA